This is a messenger RNA of Asparagus officinalis (garden asparagus), 3048 nucleotides long. Its product is annotated as putative disease resistance protein RGA4. Gene Ontology annotation, biological process: defense response to other organism. The record is from RefSeq and is a predicted model, not a curated record. Lineage: Eukaryota; Viridiplantae; Streptophyta; Magnoliopsida; Asparagales; Asparagaceae. Gene Ontology annotation, molecular function: protein binding; ADP binding. Bases 1 to 3048 code for a protein of 1015 amino acids. The transcript is spliced from 3 exons.
AUGGCCAUGGUGCUGGAUGCUUUAGCUAGCACCAUAGUCAGUAACAUGGCUGACGUUGUUAAGGAGAAGGUGGUAACUGUCCUGGGCGUGAAAGAUGAGCUCAAGAAGCUGCAGCGGAGGCUGGAAAGUAUCAAGCAUGUGCUUCAUGAUGCUGAGAGAAAGCGCAUCCAAUCAGAAUCAGUUGCAGGAUGGGUGAGGGAGCUCAAAGAUGUUAUGUACGAUGCCGAUGACAUAAUUGACCUAUGCAGGUACGAAGGUGGAAAAUUGCUUGAAGGCCAACCGUCUACAUCAUCUGAUUCGUCAACGGUAUGUUGUAGCCGCCCUCGCUUAUUCUCUUGCUUUACUAGCAUCCGUUUCCGGCAUGAGAUUGGUGAUAUGAUUAAGAAACUAAAUGAGAGAUUGGAUGAGAUAUCUAGAAAUAUGUCAGGCCUUAACUUAGUGAAAAGUGAACCAGAUACUCGAAUCACAAUAGUGGACACUUGUCAGACCUCACCUAUCAUAGAUACGUCUGAUAUCGUGGGGAGGGGCAUUGAACGUGCUACAGACGAUCUGGUAGGGAGGAUAGUUAAUAAAGAUGAAAGAAAACUCCAAGUCUUGGCUAUUACCGGAAUGGGCGGAAUAGGGAAGACUACUCUGGCUAAAAAUAUCUUCAAUCACACGAGAGUAAAGUCUGAGUUCUCAACAAAGAUAUGGGUCUGCAUAUCACAAAAUUUCUCAGAGACCUCUUUGCUCAAGGAGAUAAUAAGAGGAGCGGGAGGAGAUCCUUGUAAUUUGCAAACUAAAGCGGAACUGGAACCUCGACUGAAGGAAGCAGUUUCAGGAAAGACUUUCAUUUUGGUGCUAGAUGAUGUGUGGCGAGCAGAUGUAUGGGCGCAUUUACUACGCAAUCCACUACAGAGCGGAGCUGCUGGAAGCCGAGUCCUAGUCACAACUCGAGAUACGAAUGUUGCUAUGCAGAUGGGGGCGGCGGAGCACAUCCAUGCCCUGGAAAAAUUGCCGCCAGAAUCUGGGUGGGAACUGCUCUGCAAGAGUUUAUAUGUCACCGGAGAGGAGGAGGAAAUGCAAAGUCUGAGAGAUGUAGGGGGUGAAAUUGUUGAUAAAUGCGACGGUCUCCCUCUGGCAAUUAAGAGCAUUGCCGGUGUUUUAAUAACAAAAGGGAGAAAUCGGAGGGAAUGGGAAAAAGUUUUGGAAAAGGAUGCAUGGUCUAUGGGCGAGCUACCUGAAGAUGUGAGGGGGGCCUUGUACUUGAGUUAUGAAGAUCUACCCUCUAACCUGAAGCAAUGUUUUCUUUAUUGCUCUUUAUUCCCUGAGGAUUAUCUAUUUGAUCGUGCUGAGCUCGUGAAGUACUGGGCAGCUGAAGGAUUCGCAGAAACGCAAAAUGAUUAUUUCUUAGAACCAGCAGAGGAGUGUUUGGAAGAGCUAGUUAGAAGGAAUCUUAUCUAUAAAGAAAGCGAUUAUCAACGUUAUAAAAUGCACGAUCUCUUGCGAUCACUUGCUCAGUUUCUGUCACAGGAUGAAAGUUUUUGUGGAGAAGCACAGAAAUUAGCUACAGUGUCCGCCACGGCGAAACUUCGCCGUCUGACACUUACGGACAAAGGAGGAAGACUAGCACUCACCCCUCAACCUUUACUUUCGCAGAGGAGCUUGAAAGUCUUGUUUCUAAGAGGCUCUUACAGUCUUGGGAGCGACGUGUUUGUUGGAUUUCCACUUCUCCGGGUCCUGUCACUGGCGAAUUCAGGGAUUGAGAAUAUUCCAGAUGCUGUGGGAAAUCUAAUACACCUGAGGCUUUUGGAUCUUAACAGGACAAGAAUAUCCAGCUUGCCGGAGUCAAUAAGGAACCUUACAAAUCUCCAGGUUCUAAAUCUCGCUCGCUAUUUUUCACUCCGCAGUCUUCCCAAAGGCAUUACUUCACUGUGCAAUUUAAGAAUUAUUGAAGUAGAGACUACUUACCUGUCCUUUGUACCAUCUGGAAUGGGAAGAUUAGAGCGGUUAAAUUACUUCAACGGCUUUGUUGUGGGAGGGGAGCAAGGCUGCAGCUUGGAAGAUUUGAGCCCUUUGGGGCAGCUGAGGGCGCUGGAAAUACAUAACAUAAAGGAGGCGGUGGUAGCGCAGAAGGGACGACAUGUGCUUGGGAACAAACGUCAUCUUAAGGAAUUAAGAUUGGCCUGCACUAAACCGGGGGAAUCCCCACCAGCUGAGUACAGCGAAGGGGAGAUCCGCAGAAUUCAGGAUGUGUUUGAGGAGCUGGCCCCACCGCCAUGCCUGGAAGAAUUAAGAAUCCAUGGAUACUUUGGUCGUCAGUUUCCAGUUUGGAUGAUGCCACCAUCGCUGGGAUUUCUUCUUCCCCAUCUCACAAGUUUGUCCCUUUAUAGAUGCAGAAACGUCGUGCAGCUUCCUCCUCUCGGUCUAUUCCCUGAAUUGAGACGUCUUACUAUUUGGUAUGCCGAAGCGGUUGUAUCCUUUGGCUCAGAGGUUUAUGGGAGCGGUUCUACACAGGCGCUCUUUCCAAAGCUUGAGUCUAUUUAUCUCUUUGGAAUGCCAAAUUUGCAAGAGUGGUCAUUUUGUAGAGAUGAGGAGAUUACUGUGUUCCCAAAUCUAAUGUUCCUGUCUGUUUUGGAAUGCCCGAGAUUGAAAUCACUUCCUGGGGGCCUGAAGGGAUCUCCCUUGAAGGAGUUGUUCAUCCGCAGCUGUCAAAGUCUGGAAAGGAUCUCUCAUCUUCCUGCACUAAGAAAGUUGAGGGUUGAGGGGAUUUGCCCUCAAUUGAAAAAUGUGGAGAAACUGGAUUCAUUGGAGAGGCUAACCUUAAAAAGAUGGCAAAGGGACUUUCUCCCGGAGGGACUGCUGAGGCUGCUGCAAGACCGACAGCUGCAUCAGGAUGAUUAUUUUACACUUGCAUUGCAUUUUAGUAACGAUGCUCUUUUCAUAUUCAACUCGGUGUUUGGUGCUAAUGCUAAGGUUUCAAAAUGUGAAGAAAUCUGUCCAAGACUAAAAAAAGAAGAUGCAGAUUCGACAAUGGCUAGUGAUCUCCUUGAAGGAAAAUCAUGCUAA